UAUUGGCUAGCACGGUCUCCAUGUCGAUUGACGCUUCUCUAGUUCAAUAGAAAUAAAAAAUGAAGAUGAUCGGCUAUAUGAUUGGCUAAGGGAAAAACAGAUGGCUUCUAACGCUCCUCGGGCAUUCUGACGUAGUUCCGGGCGCUUCGCUGCCGGAGGCCAGCUUCUUCAGCUGGUGAGGUGUUUUACGAAGGCAAUAGCCGCCGGAAGUUGUGUCAGUUUUUGGAUUUUUCUUUUCUUUCUGACGUGAGUGGGUGCGUUAUUAUAAAUUGUCGGCUUAACCCCCCCCCAGGAGAAUUUUACUAACUUUUUUUUUCUCGGCAUAGUAGCGGCUGUAUGUGGAAAUCCAGUCCUAUAUACAUACACAUGUGUAAACCGGGGCAAUUCAGUGCCCUAUGAGAGCCCCAAAUUACCAAGGCACAGGAUUCGGUUUUUGAAAAGAAAAGUGGGGGAACGAGGCGGCUGAGUUCAGGUGGCUUCAGGUCACUGCCAGCAGGCCUCUGUGACGUCACCGUGGGGCGGGGUUUUCCCUGAGGGCCCGCGGGGCUCUGCCCAGAGCUGCCCUUUCUCUCUCACUCCUCCAACUUUUCCUCUGUGAGAUUUUGUCAUGAAUUGAAAACUUGUUUUUGACCUUGAAUUCAGAAGACCACCUAGUAUAUCCUAUUCUUACAUUUAGCACUGAAACAUUUUUUGUUGAAGAAAUGUCUUCAGAAUCAGAAAAGGGUAAAGAAAGGCUCGUUCAAGCUGCCAAAACAUUCUUCUUUCAAAUGCAUGAUAUUUCCUCCUUUACAAAAACUCUCAUCGAAUUCUUUAACAGCAAUAUGAAUACUCAGAUUGCAUAUGUAACUCUGAAAGAAGAUGGCUAUAUUAAGGAUGCCUUUGAACAAAUGCUCAAAAUUUUUAAGGAGGUACAAUCUGUGGUAGAGGACAAAAUGCAAAAGGAACCUUUAUGUUCCAAGAUUGCAACAGCCAUGUGUUCAAUGGUUGAGAAGACUACCAAUGUAAAGGAGUUGCACCAUUCAGCUAGAGAAAUGUUUAAAAAUGUUCAGACAACACCAGUCUUCGUCUCUUUGUUGAGUAGUGGUGGCAACAUCCUUGAGAGUUUUGAAUCUUCUCUUUCAACUUUGAUGAAGUAUCCCAUCAUGAAUCUUCAGUUAAGUGACUUCUAUAGUAAAGAUGCCAAAGAACAAUCAGAUGCUAGCACAUCUGAGAAAACCUCAAGUCCAGGUCCAUCCAAAAUCACUACAACAGAGAUCUUGAAAAAGUUGCAGGAUGCAUUAAAAUCAGAGAAUGUCAAACAUACCAUUGAGUCAGCUACAGAUCAGUUGGAGCAAAUUAUAAAGACUCUGGUACCUAUUUUAGAAAUCCUACAAAAGGCCAUAAAUGGUAUGGAUACCGUGGUUUCUGUGCCCAAGACUGUUAGUAACAAGAAGGAAUAAAACAAAUGAAGUGCUCAUUUCUGCCAGAAGAUUAAUCCCAACCCUAUGAAUUCUCAUACUACUAGCCAAGAUCAUUUGAUACCAGAUGUGUGGUAUGUUGGAACAAUAUAAAGAAUAGUCAGCUGGCAAUCCAUUUACCUCUAGUUUUGCUUUAUCCAAAUAAACACAAUCAAAG
This is a messenger RNA of Erinaceus europaeus (western European hedgehog), 1614 nucleotides long. It is a transcript of the gene C7H12orf60, whose product is annotated as chromosome 7 C12orf60 homolog. NCBI's taxonomy places the organism in Eukaryota, Metazoa, Chordata, Mammalia, Eulipotyphla, Erinaceidae. The coding region runs from base 702 to 1439 and encodes 245 amino acids. The transcript has 4 exons. The record is from RefSeq and is a predicted model, not a curated record.